This is a messenger RNA of Oryza sativa Japonica Group (Japanese rice), 1065 nucleotides long. Its product is annotated as heavy metal-associated isoprenylated plant protein 39. The record is from RefSeq and is a predicted model, not a curated record. NCBI's taxonomy places the organism in Eukaryota, Viridiplantae, Streptophyta, Magnoliopsida, Poales, Poaceae. Gene Ontology annotation, molecular function: metal ion binding.
AUAUAAUUCUCUCUGUAUGUAUGUGCACAUUGACCAUGUCGAAGCAUCACCCCCUUUGCAUAUAAAGCUAGUUAUUGGAGAGGAGGCUUUUGAAAGGGCUCUCAGAUGCACAUAUAGUACACUACAAACCAAUCAGUUAAUCCCAAGUAUAUAAUCCUAAUAAAAUCUCGCCGCGACGAUGAAGAUAGUGCUCAAGGUGCCGAUCACCUGCAAGAAGUGCAAAUCCUGCAUCCUGCAGAUCGUCUCAAGGAACAAAGGGGUCAAGUCGCUGACGUUCGACGACGAGAAGAGCACGCUGACGGUGAUCGGGGAGGUGGACGUGGUGGUGAUCGUGGACAAGCUCCGGCACCCGAAGAAGGGGAAGGAGAAGAGGGAGGGGUACAUGGUGGAGGUGAUGGCGGUGAGCGACGAGAAGAAGGAGGCCGAGGAGAAGAAGAAGAAGGACGAGGAGGAGAAGAAGAAGAAGGAGAAGGAGAAGGAGGAGGAAGAGAAGAAGAAGAAGGAGUGCGCCGAGAAGCUCAAGCAGUGCGCCGAGCUGCAGCAGUGCUGCAGGGCGUGCCGGCCCUACUACGUCGCCGUCGACGACCACCCAGGCUACUCCUGCACCAUCGUCUGAUCGCGAGCCACGGAUCUAACCCGCUGCUACAUUCUCUGGCCUUCAAGGCUCUGCAGAUUCGUGUGUAAAUCGUGUUCAUCGGUUUCGAAGAUUCAGCCUUGAUGCUAUUCACACUCCUUUCUUCUCUGAAUCUUUUCCUACUUUCUUGCGUCGUGUAUGCUGGGCAGUCGUGGUGGAAAUGCAAUUGUGAAGACUGUGCCUUUGCAAGAAACACCAAGGCCAUCCUAUUCAGAUUUCAGUGGUUAAGAUUGAGAUCCUGUCUUACUAAAAGAAAAAGAGAAAAAGAAAAGAUUAAGAUGCUUCUCCCAUGGAACUACAUAAGCAAGUUGUGAGUUCUGAUUUUUUUUUAAUGGCAAGUUGUGUGGGCGCAAACCAGUUCCGUUGCUCAUGAUAAUUGACAAAUUGAAUACAGCUUGAAUAAGUUAUAAUGGUGGUUUGCCAACUUUUAA